GUGAAUGCAGAUAAGAUUGGACGGCUGUGAUUUUCGUUUCAAUAUCAACUAAAUAAUAUGUGUACCGUCGGAUUCUUUUCCUAUUUAUAACUUUUCGUCAACGGUCAAAAGUAAACAUGCCACGUCAGCUAAGAAGUGUAGAUAUUUCCUUUUGUAGCCUUCCCAUGCCCAUAAAGUUCCAGAAACCUCUAAAUGCAAAAACCCUAAAGCACUGAGAAAGCUUGAAUCUUUGGUUGAAUCAUGGCAAUGGCCGUUCCUCUUAGUACUCCUCCUCAAUCUCCCGGUAUGAUUCUUCUCAAAUCUCGUUCAGAUUUCCACUUUACGUCACUGAUUCUUCUCAUUUCUCUGAUUUGUUUGGUUUUUCUCUCUUUUAAUGUUGGAGAAAGCAGAAGGUUUUUACGCAAUCAACAACCAGUUUCUGACGUCUGGGCCAAAAGGGUUCACUGAGUUCAAGAUGCUGGUAAAUGAAGACAUGUUCGUGAGAAUGGAUUUGCCUGGAGUUCCUGAAGAAGGCGUGAGGGUUUUUCUUGACCCAUUUUUGUUGGUGAUAACCAUUCAGGUAAGCUUUUCUUUUCUUCAAUCAAAAUUCUUACAUAGUCAAAUUUCGUUGCAACAUAUCAAUACAUCCUCAGAGACUUGUUCUAAGACAAAACCAAACAAACUAAGUAGGAUCUGUUACGGAGUCAACCAAGAAUUGGAAACAUUUCUUGCUGGCCCAGGUUUCCGUGAAGAUCUCCGUGGCACCGAUCCAAAUGGUAUCCUCCUCUUCAACUUUAUGUGUGGAUCAGACCCGGCGUUAACCGGUCCGGUAUUGCAGCCACAUCCAAUGGCGUUCCCACUAACGACUAUGGCCUAUGAGUCGAAGCAGCUCCCAGACGGCAAACUACACGUGCGCGUAGACAUGCCGGGUGUUCCCAGUGACAACUUCACUGUCUCUGUCACGAAUGGGCGAGUGAAGGUGACAGGUGAAGCUCCUGCCGUUGGCCACCACUCAAGUGGCCGUUUCUACUCUGGUGACGUUGCUAUGCUCUCCACUCCUGUUGACAUUCCCAGCCAUCGGAUCGAGACCAUCGCCAAGAACGGUGUGAUUGGUCUCCUUAUCCCUCCAUUUUGCUGAUGAUUUCAUGAUGAAACUUUGACUUUUCUAGAGUGGACCUUUUAUCUGGGAUUGUGUCGUUUGUUUUUGUGGAUCAUGUCGUUUUAUGUUUUAUCAGUACUUUGGAUAUGUCUCUACGAUUUCAUGAUGAAACUUACUUUCAUACUAACUCUGGAAUUGGUCGUGCAAAGAAGAUAUUGAGCUGUCAAAAAGGAGGGUCUAGGUUUUUACUAUCAAUGAGGGAAAUACCUAAGACAAUGAGUGGGGACAAACAACAGCUUGAUUCAAGAAAACUCUUUAACAUUGGGUCCAUAUCAAAUGCAAACUGUGUUAAAAUCUACCACAUUUCCUGUACAGGCUUAGGGAAACAAUCAAGAAAAGACUAGCUGUGUAACCUAUUAGGCACUGAAACCUUCCAGGACCUGUGACAAUUAGGACGGGACAAUAGACUGUGAUGUCUGCAAAACGCACUCUAAACUAUGAUCCAUGAUUCUAUCAGCACAAAUGAAGUACUAUGCAAUAGCCAGGUUUACAAACGUGUACUAUUACUUUUUAGCAGGAAGCAAAGCAAUAAACUAUCACCAAAUUCACUUCACAUCCUUUCCUCUUUUUCUAUCUGUUGAAACAUCUAUACACAUAUAUUCAAUUACAUACUCUUCUUCUGGAAACAAUACGUUGCAGUGCCUGUUCUAGUUGGAACCAAUGGGAUUAUCAGCUACCAACCCAAUGCUGAAACAAGUAACUUUCAGGGUCUAAAUGCUACCAUCAAACUAACAAACAACCAUGCUUCACUAAAAUUUUAAGUAUGCUAAAGGCCAGGACCUGUUAACCCAUUGAUGCCAACAUCCUCAAAUAUCUAUCACACUCAAAACCAUCUACCAUGAUUCUAUCAA
Messenger RNA from Arabidopsis lyrata subsp. lyrata, 1989 nucleotides. RefSeq names its product putative 57 kDa heat shock protein. The transcript has 4 exons. Bases 374 to 1117 code for a protein of 247 amino acids. NCBI's taxonomy places the organism in Eukaryota, Viridiplantae, Streptophyta, Magnoliopsida, Brassicales, Brassicaceae. The record is from RefSeq and is a predicted model, not a curated record.